AUGGCACCAAAGAAGAAAGAAAUAGAGGAACAUCCUCCUCCAUUGAUGGGGCGAAUUGGAACGAAUCUUAAGAUGGGUAUAUUAGGAUUACCAAAUGUUGGCAAAAGUACAUUCUUUAAUGUAUUAACAAAAAGUCAAGCGCAAGCAGAGAAUUUUCCUUUUUGCACGAUUGAUCCAAAUGAAAGUCGUGUUCCAGUAUCAGAUAAACGAUUCGAUUGGUUAGUUGAACAUUUUAAGCCUGCUAGUCGUGUACCUGCUUUUUUAAAUGUAACAGAUAUUGCUGGUUUAGUAAAAGGUGCUUCGGAAGGCCAAGGUCUUGGCAACGCUUUCCUUUCACAUGUUAGCGCAUGUGAUGCUCUUUUUCAUUUAUGUCGAGCUUUUGAUGAUGAUGAUGUUACUCAUGUUGAAGGCGACGUUAAUCCAGUAAGAGAUUUGGAAAUCAUUGGAACAGAGCUCAUUAAAAAAGAUCUCCAAUAUCUUGAAGGUGCGAUUGAUAAAUUAGAAAAGCAAGCUAUCAGAGGUGGUGAUAAAAGUAAAAAACCUGAAUAUGAAACGUUACUCAAGGUGAAAAAAUUAUUAGAAGAAGAUAAAAAGCCAGUUAGACUGGAAAUAUGGAAUGAAAAAGAAAUUGAUGCGCUUAAUAAACAUCUUUUGCUAACCGCUAAACCAAUCGUAUACUUGGUGAAUUUAUCUGAAAAAGAUUAUGUUCGAAAGAAAAAUAAAUGGCUUGCAAAAAUUAAAGCAUGGUUGGAUGAAAAUGAUCCACAUGCAGCGUGCAUACCAUUUAGUGGUAUAUUAGAACUAAAAUUAAUGGAUAUGUCCGCAGAAGAAAAAGAGAAAUAUUUGAAAGAAAUCAAUUCGACAAGCGCUUUGGAUCGUAUUGUAAAAACAGGCUAUAAAGCUCUUCAACUUGAAUAUUUUUUUACGUGUGGUAAAGAUGAAGUAAAAGCGUGGACAAUUCAGAAAGGUACAAAAGCACCACAAGCGGCUGGAAAAAUUCAUAGCGAUUUCGAGAAAGGUUUUAUUAUGGCUGAAAUAUAUAAAGCGGAUGAUAUUAUGGAAUUAGGAAAUGAGAAUGCGGUGAAAGCGGCCGGAAAAUAUCGUCAACAAGGCCGAAAUCAUAUCGUCGAAGAUGGUGAUGUUAUCUUAUUUAAAUUUAAUGCUGGAGCUGGUCUUACGUCCAAGAAGAAAUAG
Dracunculus medinensis (Guinea worm) is the source of this 1194-nucleotide messenger RNA. NCBI's taxonomy places the organism in Eukaryota, Metazoa, Nematoda, Chromadorea, Rhabditida, Dracunculidae. The record is from the annotation of a GenBank genome assembly.